AUGUUAUCGGUCAACUACAUCUGUUGCCGCCAUGGUAGAAAUGUCGUCUAUCUUCGCUUUCACGAGGGAAAUACGGUCGAAUGUGCUCUGGCUGGAGCGAAAACAAGGGUAGCUCCGCUGAAAUUUUUGUCGAUUCCGCGAUCCGAGCUUCAAGCAGCUUUACUUGGAGUACAGCUCGCUGAUACCAUUCUGUCAUCCCUGUCGAUCAAAAUUUCAAAGCGAUAUUUCUGGACGGAUUCCAAGGACGUGCUAUACGAAAACGGUGUUGCCCGAGUAACAGGUCGCACAAAGGCACGCGAAUUUUCGAACCGCGAUGCCACAGACUCUAUCAUUCUUCCUCGUCAUCAUCAUAUUACCCGGCUGAUCAUCGCGGAUGCACACGAGCGCUUUCAACAUCUGAAUCACGCGACUAUCAUCAACGAGCUUCGACAGCGCUUCCGUAUCUCUCGCCUAAAGGUUGCCUACAACUCAAUACGGAAAGAUUGUCAGCAAUGGAAGAACGACCGAGCAAAACCGUUACCACCGAUGAUGGGCGAUUUGCCACGUUCACGUAUGGCCGCAUUCAGUCGUCCAUUCACACACAUGGGAGUGGACUACUUCGGUCCACUUCUAGUCUCAGUGAACCGACACUCCGAGAAAAGAUGGGGGGUCCUCGCCACUUGUCUGACUACACGCGCAAUUCACCUUCAGAUUGCUCACACGCUUUCCACCGACUCUUGUGUAAUGGCAAUACGGAACGUCAUGGCUAGAAGAGGUGUACCCGCUGUAAUUUACAGCGACCGGGGCACAAACUUUCAAGGCGCUAGCAAGGAACUAAAAACGGCUAUUCAGCAGCUCGAUCAAGAUAGACUAGCGAGGGAGCUUACUACGACUCGCACCAAGUGGGAAUUUAUCCCGCCGGUUUCACCACAUAUGGGAGGAGCGUGGGAGCGACUGAUACGUACAGUGAAGCAAAAUUUAGCCAAGGUACAACCUAGCCGCCUACCAACAGACGAAGUGCUUCAAAACGCGAUGGCGGAAGUAGAAAACAUUGUGAAUUCCCGACCGUUAACAGAGUAA
This is a messenger RNA of Armigeres subalbatus, 1059 nucleotides long. RefSeq lists its product as uncharacterized. Gene Ontology annotation, molecular function: nucleic acid binding. The record is from RefSeq and is a predicted model, not a curated record. The transcript is spliced from 2 exons. Gene Ontology annotation, biological process: DNA integration. Lineage: Eukaryota; Metazoa; Arthropoda; Insecta; Diptera; Culicidae. Bases 1 to 1059 code for a protein of 352 amino acids.